CUUGCAUGUAUUUCUAUGUAACGUGUAUUCGCGACAGACCUAAGAUGCCGGUGUUUUGCUGUUCACUGUUGCAAUUAUAAGCAUCCAGCUGGCUCUGGCUACGACGCAGUGAACCAACUUGGAAACCAAUAUAGAUGAGGUUGUGACUGAUCACCACUACCUGCCCAGCCAUCUAGAGGGUGUACCAAGAUAAGAGGGUAAACACCCAGUGACAGAUUGCCACUCGGCUGAGAACAUCUACGUGAAGCUGUACAGCUAUAUCUUAACAACAGUAGUAGCAGAGAAGAAAGGUUGUGAAUGAUGAAGUUCACAGUCCAGUGCGUACGAGGACAGGGUGCGAGGCUGGGAAAACUAUCAGAGAUGGGUAGACAGGGAAGCAUGACGCUAGAUACACCUAUGUGCAUGCUCUACACUAGAGGAGGUAGCGCCCCAUUCCUCGGUCAUGACCUGUUGAAGAGAUUGGAUGGUGUUCCUGCAAUGGUACAUAUGCCCGUCAACCUACUGGCAGAGUACCAGGAGACAAUAGAAGGUUAUAAGGAAGGUAUGGCAAAGUUUGCUGCAUUGGAUGAUAAAAUAGUGUACACAUCGUCACAUGACCCAGCAGUUGAAGUUCCGUCGGGGAAAAAUGACAAGGCGAGCAUUGGCGUGUGGGGGAAAGGUGGAAAAGUCAGGCUUGACACAGAUGGGUUUAUAAAGCUACAGGAAGCGAUACAACCAGACUGGUUUCAGUGUAUGUCAGAUGCGGAUACAGACAAGAUGAGCACAAAAAAACGUGCAAUAAAGGCUGUGGAUAGGACACUCAUCUUUCUCGAAGAUAUUAUGGAAAAACGGGGCAAGUCUAAGGUUUUACAGAAGAGCUGUGUGUUUGGCAGUCUUGUAGGAGGUUAUCAUGCACGCCAGAGAGAAAAAUGUGUUCAAGAAACUGUUGCCAUGGGCGUUGAUGGUUUUGUGAUAGAAGGGUUCCAUAGUGGUGGAGCAAAAACAGAGGAGUUUGACGUGGAGGAUGUAGCAGAUCUUAUCAAAUCAACAAUGAAGUUGUUACCGGAGAAUUGUCCUCGUGUGAUGCACGGAGUCUGGAGACCAGACAGGGUCCUUGAGGCUGUCGAGAUGGGUGUCGACAUCUUCGACUCCUCUUACCCAUAUGUGUUAACAGAGCGAAGUCAUGCUCUUGUGUUCAACUUUCAAUACAAACCCAACCCAGAGGCCCUGACAGAGGACAGGCAAAACAAUGAGGGAUUUACGAUAGACCUGAAAGAAAAAAGAUAUGCAGAUGACUUCAGCCCUUUACUCUCGGGCUGCACUUGCUUCAGUUGUACAAACUAUACUCGGGCUUACAUGAACCAUCUUUUCAACACCUCAGAACUCCUGGGAUCCAUUCUCCUCAUGCUGCACAACUUCCACCAAUAUUUUGGGUUUUUUUCCACCAUCAGAGAAGCUUUGGCCGAAGACAGAUUUCAAGAUCUUGUGAAAUGUGUGUUAUCUCAGAUUGAAAUAAAACCUUGACAGUAAUUUUA
Messenger RNA from Mya arenaria, 1514 nucleotides. RefSeq names its product queuine tRNA-ribosyltransferase accessory subunit 2-like. The record is from RefSeq and is a predicted model, not a curated record. Lineage: Eukaryota; Metazoa; Mollusca; Bivalvia; Myida; Myidae. Gene Ontology annotation, molecular function: tRNA-guanosine(34) queuine transglycosylase activity. Bases 298 to 1503 code for a protein of 401 amino acids. The transcript is spliced from 12 exons.